CUCGGGAGAGAAAGAGAGAGAAGCAGAGAGAGAGAGAGAGAGAGGAGCAGAGAGAGAGGGAGCGCGAGAGAGAGAGAGAGCGCGAGAGGCGACGACGGGCAUCGGCAGCGCCGCAUUUCGUGGGAACACACAAUGCAUCUGAGGCUGACCGAGCGACUGGAAACUGUUUUUACCGCGCUUUCCUAUUUUUGAUUCGCGUUUCUCUCCUGCAUUCAUUUAUUUAUUAAUUUAUUUAUUUGUGUUGCGUCUUGUCUGUCUUUUUUAUUUCGUCCUUCUUUUUCUUUUUAUCCCCACCUCCUCCCUCUUCUUCUUCUUCGUGUUCUUCUUCUUCUUUUUUUUUCCACCCAGCAGCCUCUGACGCGCAAGGACACUACAGCAUCCAUCCACGGCAGGAACGCUCACACAGAGCAUCCUCUGUACAGGCGCACCAGCCGUUCUUCCUUCCUUCAUUCCUUCCUUCCUUUCUCUUUUACCUUCCUUCCUCCCACUCUCCUCCUCUCUCUCUUUUUUUAUUUUCUCCCCCUCUUGUUUCUGUCGGAACCCAGAGGACAUCGGGAACCCUUGCUUAUACUUAACCCCCCUCUUCCUCUCCACCCACCCACACACCCACUUUUUCUCUCUCUCUCUCUUCCCCCCUCCGACUCCCUCUCCUCUCCAACGGAGACAUGGAUCUAUGGUUUCGCUCGGUCCGGAUUUGCUGGUGGAGGGUUUUGCUUCUGAUGAGUGUUUUCCAGGACUACCUGAGCUCCAUGCUGGACUGCCCGCCGACCUGCAGCUGCUCUCAAACAGAGAUCUAUUGCAAUAAGUCCGACAACGGCAGGUUCUUCCCGCUGCUCGCCCUGCAAGACACCGGCAGCAACGGGACCGGCGUGGAUAUCGCGGACUUAUUCAAAAACAUCACCUCCAUACACAUAGAGAACUGGACGGGAUUGCAGACUCUGAGAGACGUCGAUAUGGAGCUCUACACCGGACUGCAGAGACUGACCAUCAUGAAUUGUAAUCUGCGGGUGAUCCAGCCUCGAGCCUUCGCUCAGAACCCACACCUGCGUUACAUAAACCUGUCGAAGAAUCCGCUAACCACCCUGUCAUGGCAACUCUUCCAGCACCUCCAACUCUCCGAGCUACGUCUGGACGGCGUGGUGUUCGAAUGCGGCUGCAGCAUCCGCUGGAUCCAGCUGUGGCAGGAGAAGGGAGAGGCGGGGCUUCACACGCAGCAGCUGUACUGCAGGGCCGGAGCCUCCAAGUUACGACUGAACAACAUGCACAUCAAUGGCUGUGAGUUACCGGAGAUCAGCGUGAGCCACAGCAGUGUGUUGGUGACGGAGGGUGAAAACGUGACGGUGAGCUGCAACGGAUCCAGACUGCCGCUGCCUGAGGUGGACUGGAACGUCGGUGACCUGCAUUCCAUCAACACACACCUGUCCAACGUUUACUGGCCCGACAUCCAUUCCAUCAACUUGACGCUGUUCAACAUCAGCCGAGACGACAACAAUUUCCAGCUGACCUGCAUCGCCGAGAACUUGGUGGGGAUGACCAACUCGUCGAUCCAGCUGAACGUCCAGUUUCCACCAGUGAUCAUGAGGCUGGCUGAGCCAGAGAAACGCCAUGACACCUGCAUCGAAUUCACAGUUCGCGGUUACCCGUACCCCAAACUGCGCUGGUUCCACAAGCAGACGGAGAUCAAGGAGAAUGACUUUAUCUGGACCGACAAGGAUACCUACCAGGACUACUUGGAGGGUUGUCUGUUGUUUAAAAACCCAACCCACCUCAAUAACGGCAACUACACUUUGGAGGCCAGCAAUCAUUUGGGAACAGUCACAAAGACAGUAUAUGGUCACUUCCUCAAAGAAGAGAUAGAUAUUGGCUCAGUGGAAAUAGGUGGGAUCCCUGAGGAUGAGACGGGGCGACCGGAAGAAGAUACAUUUGGGGUUACCAUCGCCGUGGGUCUGGCGGGCUUCGCUUGCGUCCUCCUCCUCGUCCUUUUUGUUCUCAUCAACAAGUACGGCCGACGCUCCAAAUUCGGUCCCGUAGCCGUGAUCAGUGGUGAGGAAGACUCUGCCAGCCCUCUUCAUCACGUCAAUCACGGGAUCAUCACGCCGUGUACUCUGGAUGCGGGUCCUGACGCAGUCGUCAUAGGAAUGACUCGCAUACCUGUGGUGGAAAACCCCCAGUACUUCAGGCACGGACACAACUGCAACAAGCCGACCACUCUCGUGCAGCAUAUAAAGCGGAGAGACAUCAUCCUGAAGAGGGAGUUGGGUGAAGGGGCGUUCGGUAAAGUCUUCUUGGCAGAGUGUUACAACCUCAGCCCCACCAAGGACAAGAUGCUGGUGGCUGUCAAGACACUAAAAGAUCCCAACCUGUCAGCCAGGAAGGACUUCCAACGGGAAGCAGAGCUGCUGACCAACCUGCAGCACGACCACAUCGUCAAGUUCUACGGAGUGUGUGUGGACGGAGACCCGCUCAUCAUGGUGUUCGAAUACAUGAAGCAUGGAGACCUGAAUAAAUUCCUAAGAGCCCACGGUCCUGAUGCCAUGAUCCUGGUGGACGGCCAGCCGCUGCAGUCCAAUGGAGAGCUGGGCCUUUCCCAGAUGCUGCACAUCGCCACCCAGAUCGCCUCAGGCAUGGUCUACCUGGCCUCCCAGCACUUUGUUCACAGAGAUCUGGCGACUCGCAACUGUCUGGUUGGAAACGGCCUUCUGGUCAAGAUUGGAGACUUCGGCAUGUCCAGGGAUAUCUACAGCAGCGACUACUACAGGGUUGGAGGACACACCAUGCUACCUAUCCGCUGGAUGCCCCCAGAGAGCAUCAUGUACAGGAAGUUCUCUACAGAAAGUGACGUCUGGAGCUUUGGGGUCAUCCUUUGGGAGAUCUUUACCUACGGGAAGCAGCCUUGGUUUCAGCUGGGUAACAAUGAGGUUAUCGAGUGCAUAACCCAGGGUCGGGUACUGGAGAGGCCACGGAUCUGUCCCAAGGAGGUUUACGACAUCAUGCUGGGCUGCUGGCAGAGGGAACCGCAGCAGCGACUGAACAUUAAGGACAUCCAGAAGGUCCUGUUCGCCAUGGGAAAAGCCACCCCAGUCUACCUGGAUAUCCUAGGCUAGCAGCAGCCGCUCCCCAUCACCACACCCCUUCCCUCUCCCCUCUCCGCCCCCCCACCUCAUUCCCCGGCAGACGGAAAACAUCGACAGAGGCAAAAACGAGACAAAGAGACCCCCACACGAAAAUCCAGGAAUAACCAAACCAACCUGAUCCACUGUCGAAAAACACCUGCUUCGUUUGGGAGGGACUUAAGUGCCUGCAACACUUUUGGAUAUAGUGGAUUAAAACAUAUUUAAAAAAAAAAAAAAAAAGAGAGAAAAAAAACAAAAAACACGCACUUUUACAUUUUGUUUACUUGCGUAUAAAAUGUACAUGUUUGAAGAAAUUUUUUUUUCCCUUCGGGGGAGGGGGGGGGAACUGCAAAAAUUACACAAACAUGGAGAAAUGGAACCGGGCUGGCAAAACGGCUACAGCUUGAUACAAUGGAGAGAAUACAUCAGAGUUUAAAAUCUAUCCUGGGUUUGGUUUUAUGAAUAUAUAUAGAAAUAUUACAUAUAUUUUAUAUUUAUUUCUUUUUCAAGGUCGGUCGAGGUGUUAAAGGGUCGGCCAUUUUUCGUCGCCAAGGGCUUAGCCCCUGUCCGAAGUCGAAAACCAACAAACUACUGGCAGGGACUAGAGAAGAGGAAGCCUUACACGCUCUCUGAUUGGCCGGCUCCGAGCUUUCAAAGAGAAACUGUGGGAUAACACUGGCUGUGCUCUGUAGAGGACCUAUCCAAUCAGACAACUGACAAAAUCUAUUUUAAUUUAAAAAAUAAUGUACAUAUUGUAAAAUUCUACGUGUCAGAAUUGUGUUAACUUAUUUUUUCCUGAUUUUACUUUGGUUCCUUUUCCUGACUGUGACCCGGGUGACUAAAGCACUGAACUACGGUCCUUGUUUUCAUCCCGAUUCCGUGGAGAAUUUCUCCCGGGGAUUUUUUACCCGCGUUAGCGCCGGUUAAGUUGUCGGACGUGACGACGGCGAUCCCAGUUCAAACGGGUCCACUGACCGCAUCGCACAGACUGUGGAGAGCGCGGGAUGACUCAGAGCCAUGGUUCACAUACUGAAGCCUCGCCUUCACGUUCCACUUCGUUUGCUUUUUAAAGCAAGGAUAAUGAGUUAAGUAAUCUGUCACGCCACAACCCUGAAACACAAACACAUGCUUUGUCACUUUCACGUUUUUUGGUGUGAAACUGCUGAAGAGAACAUUUCUGUAAGUCCGACCAUAUUCAUGUUUUGGUAUCUUUAAAGGAGCAGUUUGACGUUUUGUAAAAUAUGGUUAAUUGCUUUCUCACUGCAAGGCUCAUAACAAUGCAAGUCAGUCAAGUUAGCUUAGCCUAAAGUCAUCAACAGGAGAACCAAUCUCUGACACUGGUUAAUAUUGCAAAUAAUUUGGGAUUUCUUGCUGCAGUCAGAUUUAGGCUUUUUUUAAUGUUUUUGUAAUUGUUUUCUUGUCUUUUCUCAAAAAAACUAGGUUUGAAAUUAUGAAAAUGGAAUUACGGUACAUUAAUCUUACUUUUGUUUCAUUAACAUCUUAAAAUAAAUUAUAAAAUGUUCCUAAAUGUCAAAGCUGUACAGGAUACCAGUACAGUCAGAGUGAGCUUUGCUCAAGCUUACCCCAAACAUAAAAAAAUGAAUUAUUUUUAUUUUAUUUUAAUUUCUUGAGAAAUUAAAAUAUGUAUAUGAGUUUUCCCUGUCUGCAUAACAACUUUGCAAUCUAUGUUUGUGAAUAACCUUGAUUUAAAAAAAUACCUUUUGUUUGAGUGGACAAGAUCUCUUUCACUGCUAGCAAGACCAAGCUAUGCUAACGCGAUGCAGCAUUGAAAUCUGGAAUGUUCUAAUUUGGAGUUUAGAGUGACCCCAAACUUUGGUCAAUUCUGAGUGUUUUUUAACAUUUUAGCAAAAUUGAUUAAAACUAUAGGAACAGUACGUUGAGGCCGGAUGUUUUCAUAACCUUGGUUAGCGAUGUCAUCGACAACCUGCUCUAAUGUCUUAAAUUACUAAUGUUGGCUGAAGGCAGGUUACUGAUUAGAAUACCUCCCCAAAAAAUGCAUUGGAAACCGAGGUGGAAAAUAACCCCAGAUUUCAUUGGUUUACUGUAAACGGCAUCAUUUUCUUUGAGCUCCGAUUAGUUUCAAUGACAUCUAAACAGAUUUGUGGAUUUUAAUGUUAUUCAAGGCUGGUUGGAAAGUAGGUAUCCUGUUUUUAGACUUUGUGCUAAGCUCAUGUAUCUCUGGCGCAGUCUACUCACAACUGUACCAUUCCUCUCUUUUCUUAGCAAGAAAGCAAAUAAGCAAAAUACUUUGAAACUGAAACUACAGACUUUACUGGUUGAUACCAUCCAGAUCUUGUUACAUUACUGUCCAAAAAAAGAAACUGAAUCAUGUUUUUACGAUACAGCUAUAUUUUCCAUCUGCUAUUCAUGUGUGGUGACUAUUUUUACACCUGCUGUAUCUGACAAAGAAGCCUCUUCUGUUACUAUUAUAUCCCAAAGUAUCGACUGAUACCACAUCAGCUGACUGUUGUUGAUUAAGUUGGACAAUUUGUCUUAAAUGAACCUGGUAGUAUAAAAAGUUUUCUUCCUGAAAGAGGAGGCUGAGGGAAAAAAACCCACACAAAAUCUACAGUAAGAUCCAAAUCAGAUUAAUUUUGAAGGUUGAUCUUAAAAAGAAACAUGCUUAGUUUUGAAUUUGAAUUCAUAUUUUCACGUCCUGGAGAUUUCAAUCUGAACGACGAACCUCAGGCAACUGUUCUAUUUCAUGUUGUGUCUGAAUAUAUAGCAGUUCUGUGUGGGUCUCUUUACACUCCUUUGUUUUUAUCUCGACGCGACUUCUGACAGUUUCACUGUUUGUCUCCGUUCUCCUUUGGGACUAUGUAAAGCAUUAAUGAGCAUUCAGUUACUCCAUGUGUUUUUUAUAUGACAAGCGGGAUCAAAUCCAUCAAGUUACCCAAAGUAUUGAGUUUUUGUGUAUUCUCUUGUGGUAAAGAUAAACGCUUAAAGACAUUAUGACAGACCGUGAGCAUUUGCAGGGUAUUGUAAUCCUUUCAUGGUGAGUUACGUAUUGUUUAAUAUGUUUUUUCUUUUUUUUUCUUCUUCUUCUUCUUGGAUGAACUAACUGAACACUUUUUGAAGCAAAGUUGGCAUAUUACCAUGUACACAUGUUACAGAAUAUAAAAAUGUGGUAUAACGACUGCAGUAUAUAAAAUACUGGUAUUCCAUGAUAGAUCUUUGUAUUAAUGUGACUCUCUUAAGAAAAUGUCUUCAAACAAUCAGACGAUCUCCUUUUCCAUUUUGUCCUGUCUUAUAAAGAUAUGUGAAUUUGAAACGCUCUCGUCCUUCUCUAAAUCUCUGAGAGGUGAACGUUCUGUCUUCUCUAUGUGUUUAUGUUUUUCCUCCUCCAUUCGACCAGAUGCAUGUUUCGUAUUUUUGCAGCUCUUUGUUCGAUUUUAGUUCAAAUCAUUGGUUGUUUAACAAACAAAAUGCGCCAGGUUAGAAGUUCGCUUUGUGUAGGAGUAUAUGAACACCGAAUAAAGCUGCAGGGGAGGUAGUACCUUCUCAAAGCCCAAAGUGUUAACUCUCUGACCCCUUCACGUUUCCAGAUGCUUGUCUUCCUCUGGGGACGUGUCUAAUUGCCAGCUCUUGUUGGUUGCUCUGUUGCUCUCAGUUCUGCCAGGCCAGCUCACCCACCUAUCUGGCAAAACUCCACCUACUUGCCCCAAAGUAAUAAGUGGUUUUGGAUUCAUCAAUCCAAAAUUAAGAACUCUGGUAACGUGCUUCUAUGAAUGGCUGCAUUCUUUAAGAACGAACCCGUUUUACUCUUUAGUUAAACCGGAACAUUCUUGCUGCGAUUCUGUCGCUUUCUUACAUGACUCCAGUGACCGCAGUCUUUCACAUCGGAAACCUUUCUGUACUUUGCUGGUGUGAAAGCUCACAUGCACAGAACACACUACUGUAGGGAUCAUCUUAUGCAAGAACGGACAAAUAACAGCAAAAACAAUGGCGGGCAGCAUUGUGCUGUGUUGUACUACUUAACCUGUCGUGUCCAAUGAGGAAUUAAUGUCUUACAUCAGCACUUUGUUCAUGUUGGAUGGAUUUCUAACAUUUACUAUGACGUGGAAGGUAAGGGAAUGCGCAACAUGCAAAAAUAACGUGGUAUAGUGGUCUGCCAUGACAACUACAGCUGAUUCAAAGUGUCUCUGCAUUGCCGUCAAAACGGGGAACUUUCCCCAAUCAACACCUGAAAAUACCGGCAGUUUCCAGGAAACUGUCUUGUGUAAAUGUAGCCUACAGGACAAACACUGCCGUCUUCAGUCAAUGUGUAAAAUAUUUAAUUUGCAAGAAACUGGUUCACCUAUCAAUGGGAUUCGGGUAUCUGGUCAGGACCCUCUACCUUUUGCCCUCAUGACCAAAUCACAGACAAAAGGAAGAUGACAGAUGGUCUCCUAAGGCCAUAAAGUGUAACAUAAUGAGCAGAGCUGCACCAUUACAGGCAGUUACAGAACCAUCUCAAAAUGGAGGCGCUUUAUUGAUUCAUUAGACGGCAUCGCUCACAUUUGUUCAGUUUAUUGAGGUUGGAUAAUGAGUCCACAUGUUUAGUAGUUAUAUUGUGCAGUAUCUGAAUAGGGGAUAAUGUGCUGAUGUUAGGUUGUUCUGUAGAGCAAUGUUCGGUGGCUGGAACCUAAAGAAAUUGUUCAGGUUGCACCUUCAUGCUCAUUGGGUUCUGUUUCCAAAAGAUGCAUGAUUCGACCC
Messenger RNA from Gambusia affinis (western mosquitofish), 7829 nucleotides. RefSeq names its product neurotrophic tyrosine kinase, receptor, type 3b (gene ntrk3b). NCBI's taxonomy places the organism in Eukaryota, Metazoa, Chordata, Actinopteri, Cyprinodontiformes, Poeciliidae. The coding region runs from base 666 to 3104 and encodes 812 amino acids. Gene Ontology annotation, biological process: regulation of phosphatidylinositol 3-kinase/protein kinase B signal transduction; multicellular organism development; cellular response to nerve growth factor stimulus. Gene Ontology annotation, cellular component: signaling receptor complex; axon; plasma membrane. Gene Ontology annotation, molecular function: neurotrophin receptor activity; transmembrane receptor protein tyrosine kinase activity; ATP binding. The transcript is spliced from 17 exons. The record is from RefSeq and is a predicted model, not a curated record.